AAAGUUUUCGAAUUGAUUAAACAAACUUUGCCUGAAUGGCGUCCAUCGAAAUUUACCUUCGAUUAUGAAAUAGGAGUAAUAAAUGCAGCAGCGAAGAUUUUUCCUGAUAUCAAAAUAAAUGGAUGUAACGUACAUUUUCAAAAGAACGUUAUCAAAAAAGCGAAAUCUUUAAAUCUCAUGGAACACGAAGAGUCCUCGAACCAUGUUAAGCAAUGCAUAGGCUUGGCGUUUUUGCCAAAACAAGAUAUUGAAGACGGCUGGCUGCAUAUAAUGGAAAAUAGUUUCGACGAUGAAGCUAUGACCAAAUUCAAUGACUAUUUUGUCACUCAGUGGCUUGAAUAUCCAGACCUCAUUUGGUGUUGCCAUAAUGAACGCCAUAGAACAACUAACUUGGCGGAAUCAUGGAAUGGCAGAUUCAACAAAGUUAUUGGAAAAAAUCCCAGUUUAUUAUUGUUUCUGCAAACAAUUGGCAACGACACAUGUCACUUUGAUAUAAAACAAGCCAACUUUCGACUAAAAAGAUCACCUAUAAAUUCAAGAAAAAGAACAAGUAUAGAAAUCGACCGCCAGAUUCAAAAGCUAACAAAAAGUUACGAAAAUAAAGCUAUCUCCAUUGGUGAUUUUCUGAUUAACAUAUCAAAGUCAACAUUUCGAUCAGAACAUUUAAAAAAAUAGUUUAUUUUAAUUUUGUUUUUAGCCUAUUAAAAUGUUUAAUACUUUUUCUCGAUGUUGAUUAUUUUUUGUAGUUUAUGUUUACAAUUUGCGCCUUUUUCUCCAUGUUGAUUAUUUGUAAUUAAUAUAUUUGUCUAGUUGGUUGUUGAUUAUUUUUGUAGUUUAUAUAAAUUUACAAUUACUGCCUUUUCUCAAUGUUGAUUAUUUGUAACUAAUAUUUAUGUCUGGAUGUUGUUUUUAUUUGUAGUUUAUAAUAUUUACAGUAAUACU
Molecule: messenger RNA, 942 nt
Organism: Colias croceus (clouded yellow)
Lineage: Eukaryota; Metazoa; Arthropoda; Insecta; Lepidoptera; Pieridae
Exons: 3
Coding region: 178-675 (165 amino acids)
Source: RefSeq, a predicted model, not a curated record